Echinops telfairi (small Madagascar hedgehog) is the source of this 4444-nucleotide messenger RNA. RefSeq names its product phosphatidylinositol-5-phosphate 4-kinase type 2 beta (gene PIP4K2B). Bases 83 to 1195 code for a protein of 370 amino acids. The record is from RefSeq and is a predicted model, not a curated record. Lineage: Eukaryota; Metazoa; Chordata; Mammalia; Afrosoricida; Tenrecidae. The transcript has 10 exons. Gene Ontology annotation, molecular function: phosphatidylinositol kinase activity. Gene Ontology annotation, biological process: phosphatidylinositol metabolic process.
CAAGACCAAGACCAAGAAGAAGCAUUUCGUGUGCCAGAAAGUGAAGCUAUUCCGAGCCAGCGAGCCGAUCCUGAGCGUCCUGAUGUGGGGGGUGAACCACACGAUCAAUGAGCUGAGCAAUGUCCCUGUCCCUGUCAUGCUGAUGCCAGAUGACUUCAAAGCCUACAGCAAGAUCAAAGUGGACAAUCAUCUCUUCAAUAAGGAGAACCUCCCCAGUCGAUUUAAGUUUAAGGAGUACUGUCCCAUGGUGUUCCGCAACCUCCGGGAGAGGUUUGGGAUCGAUGAUCAGGAUUACCAGAACUCCGUGACGCGCAGUGCCCCCAUCAACAGUGACAGUCAGGGCCGCUGCGGCACCCGCUUCCUCACCACCUACGACCGGCGCUUUGUCAUCAAGACUGUGUCCAGCGAGGAUGUAGCUGAGAUGCACAAUAUUCUAAAGAAGUAUCACCAGUUCAUCGUGGAGUGCCACGGCAGCACCCUUCUGCCCCAGUUCCUGGGCAUGUACCGCCUCACCGUGGACGGAGUGGAGACCUACAUGGUGGUCACGAGGAACGUGUUCAGCCACCGGCUCACAGUGCACCGCAAGUACGACCUCAAGGGCUCUACUGUUGCCAGAGAAGCGAGUGACAAGGAGAAGGCCAAGGACUUGCCAACCUUCAAGGACAAUGACUUCCUCAAUGAGGGGCAGAAGCUGCACGUGGGAGAGGAGAGCAAAAAGAACUUCCUAGAGAAACUGAAACGGGAUGUGGAGUUCCUGGCCCAGCUGAAGAUCAUGGACUACAGCCUGCUGGUGGGCAUUCAUGACGUGGACCGGGCCGAGCAGGAAGAAAUGGAGGUGGAGGAGCGGGCGGAGGACGAGGAGUGUGAGAAUGACGGGGCGGGCGGCGCCCUGCUCUGCCCCUAUGGCACGCCUCCUGACAGCCCGGGGAACCUCCUCAGCUCCCCCCGCUUCUUCGGGCCCGGGGAGUUCGACGCCUCUGUUGACGUCUACGCCAUGAAGAGCCAUGAGAGCGCCCCCAAGAAGGAGGUGUACUUUAUGGCCGUCAUCGACAUCCUCACUCCGUAUGACGCCAAGAAGAAAGCUGCACACGCUGCCAAAACCGUGAAACACGGGGCGGGGGCCGAGAUCUCAACUGUGAACCCUGAGCAGUACUCCAAACGCUUCAACGAGUUCAUGUCCAACAUCCUGACGUAGCUGUCUCCUACCUUCAGUGCCGGAGCCAGAGCUGAGUGGGGGGCUGGGCUGGUGAGGGGGGCAGGGAAGGGACUGGCUGUGGGCUGCAGCCUGGGACAUGGAGAGAGGCACUCCAGCUGUGUGUGGGGGUUGGGGGGACGUGCCACUCCGCAGUGCCCACAGGCUGUCGCUCACCUGUGUGCGCCUCUGGUUUUUAUUUCCACAGGACCCUCUUUGUUUCUCAGCUACCUUGGGGUGAGAAAUGGUCUUGUGGGUUCCCUUGGGCUUUGUUUCUGAAAUUCUGUUGCUCCAGGUUUGCUAUUUAUGAUGAUGUAUGUCAUCGCCAUAUAUGUCGUCCCCACCCCCUCCCUACUCUGCACCAAGAGGCCUUGGGAGCAGAGCUGGCUCUCUCUGGCACCGGAAGGGGAAGGGCAGCCCCAGCCCUGCCCCCACCGCAGCAGGGGGCUACAUCUCUGGCCUGUUGUUCUGUGGAGCGUUGUGCACACCCGCUUCCCCUGGAGUCAAGUGCAAUGUUCUCAUAGUCCUCCCUCCCCAGGGGGCGCUCUGGGCCCACACCUGGCAUCGUGGGCCACAGUCUAAGCUCUUGGGGCGAGCUAAGGCACCCUCAUGGGACAGGAAAGAUUGGGGACUGCUGAUUCUCAGAGAACACCCCUGGUCAUCAGCUAAGCCCCUGGAGUUCAGCUGGCCUCCCCAGGGUCCAGAGGAAGCAGAGAGCACCUUCACAGCUCAGUCCCGGUACCCUCACGUGUGGACGGUUAUUUCCCCUCGGGAGAAUCCCAGAAGCUGGCAAGCAUCCCCCAGGCCACCCUCCCUUCGUUCCCUGGGGACUCCCCCCUGCCCCCUCCACAGGCCGUGCACCAAGCGGAGUGUUUGGUAGGCCUGUCACCACGGAAGUGAGCUGGCUCCCUGUGCCCGUGGAUUUUCACCUGGAUGCUUCCAGAAUCCCAGCGCUCCUGAGGUCAGCCGGCAAGGAGCAGUGCGCCUCCUCCAUGAGGAAAGUCUAGCUUCUGAGACCUAGAAAAGCCGGUUAGAAGGCUUGAGGUGGGAUCUGACGGGGUCCCAAUGGUCAGCAUGUCUGCUGUCGGCCGGCUGCCUCUGGAAGAGUGGCACCUUGCAGGGUCCUUCCCGUCCCACGGGCCACCACCGGAGACUUCUUCCGGGCCGCGAUCCCCUGCCCAGUGGCAGCAGCACAGUCUGGCCCUGCCUGCUCUCCUCACCCUCACCAGUAGCUGGGCCUUUGGGGCAAGAUACAGUAAAACUUGUAGAGACCCCCAAAGCCGCGAAGCUGGUUUGUGGAGUCAUUUUGAGUGAGUGGGAAGGUGUGCCCCCCCACCUCCCCCCGGCCCUGCUCCGAGUCUGUUGCAGGUGCCCUGAUUUAGGUCAAGGGCUCCCUGGGGCUGCGUGGUGGGCUGCAAGGCCCUCUGCAAGAGGCUGCUGGAUGCCCGGUCUGUCUGCAGCAAGGCCACUGAGUGGCGGGAACUGAGCAGGCCACGAUGGAGAAAACAAAUGCAACUGAGAAAGGACUGUGUCGGAGGUUUCGACUGCCCUGCUUCAGAAUCAUGGAUGGAAUUUUGGUUCUGCUUGUCGUCAGACUCGGUGUCUCCAGAGCUUGGAAAGCUGCCCCCUCCAGGCCACCCCUCCCCCAGUUCUCUGCAUUUGGUCUGCUGAUCAUGUUGCCAUAACAUGUAUGAAAAGUGUAGCAUCAUCUUAACAUUUAAGACAACUUCCAGGUAUCUAACUUGUUUAACAAUGAGUUUUUGUUUGGGGCUUAUAUUUUUUUGUAUAUUGUUUACAUUUUUGAGAGGUAGCAUUCUGUUUCAAAUGCUGUCUUUGUUCUCCUGACAGUAUUGUUUGGGUCGAAACAUUUGAACCACGGAGAAGUGUGUUUUCAAAAAGGUCCCUCCUCGCCUUUCUUUCCCUCUGUUCUCUCCACACCCGGCGAGGCCCGCGUCCUUUGACAUUCACGUCUUCUCAAGGCACCUGGGUUUAGACGAGGUUUCCCUUUUUGUUCGUUUUAUACAGAUGAAGACGUUUUAUUUGGAUUGCAAUCUGAAUGUCGAGAAAGUGAAUCCGCCCCAUUCUUUUCCCUCUACAUGUGCCACCCGCCUUGCCCUUCCUGUAAAAUGCCUCUGUGGGCAACUGGCCUCAGCCUCCCUCCUGGGGCCGUGAAGAGCAGCUACCAACCCAGACCGAGGUAGAGGAAUGGGACCUGGCUGACUGGGGAAGGCCUGGCCUGCAUGAUGGGGCGUGGGCAGGAGGCCUUGCCCCUUUCCUCACUCUGCCACCCGAGGGGUAGCAUCUAGUCACCAUACCCCCCCUCCCCUCUGCCGAGAAAAUGGUAGUCCCAGAGCCCAACUGAGGCAUUCUCUGGAACUCUCCUCAGACCACUAGACGAGGCCUCUGGUCCUUCUUCCUGUUAACCACUGAGUCUGUGUUCCUCAGCCCCUGCCCCCAUGCCAGUGGUAUGGGGGUACAGGGCUGCCGGAAGGCAGCAGCUGCAGGGCUGCCAAUACAGCUGUGCUCAAUCUCCCCAUCUAGCUCAGGGGUCACAGGCCUGUGGCAGGUGCCACGAAUCGCCCCUGGGGCUGUUCUCAGCGGCAUCUUUGUUCCCACCCCAGGCAGCUCUUCCUCUUCCGCCUUCACUUCCGCCCUGUGCGUCAGGCCGCACGCGGGCCCUGGCCAUGCUCAGGGCGAGACCAGCCCGGCUGGAAGGCGCUCUGGCUUUUAGCCCUCCGAGUCGAGAGCUCUUCACUCUGGCAGUAAGGUGGGGUCAGCCUGAACACAGACAGGGUCAAAGGGAAAUAGCACGCAGAUAACUGGCCAGUCUAUCAGCCUGCUCCCCGAGAGACGCACCACUUAUGAAUCGUGCCCCGCCCCACGCACACCCCCAGGGGAGGAGGAGGUGACAUCUCCAGGGGCAGCGGUGCUGAGAUCCCAGCAGACGCUUGAGCGGAAACUUCCAGGAGGCCUGCCCCUUGCUCAGUGCCGUCUCACAAGGCAGGGAGGCAGCAGCUGGAUCAUUGCAGUUGAGCGUCAACUUCGGAGAACCAGAUAAGCAACCACCCCACCACGUGUGACUUCUCAUUUCUCCUCUGCGAUGUCCAUUUUUUAAAUAGGAAUUUCCAACCCUCUGUGCUUGUCUCAUGUCUGCUCGGAACAGUUCGAGAACCUGUUACUGUUUUAAAAUGCAUGCAUGUUAAGAUGACUCUCCCAUCCGAGGGAAAAAUAAAACUCAAAAAGCUUUGUGUA